ACAAAAAUAAAAAUAAAAUGGUAAUUCAUUGCAUGGAUAAAAGAUCUCGUAAAUAUCAUUUUAUUACAUUCUCGGCUUGUUCCAGAGUAAUUAUUUAACGUCAUAAGAGAAACAUAUUAGCAGCAUCAACGAACACAUUAAUGAUAGAAAAUAAAAUAAAAUGAAAUAGUCGGAGCGUAAGAGUUCGUUCAAAACUCCCACAUUUUGCUGGGAACAAUGAAAGGUUUUUAUGACUAAUCCUUACGAUCCCCUUCAAGUUCGUCCCACCAAUGAUGAUGGAAGAUAAUGAAGGGUGACUGAAAAUCAUAUGUUACGAGUAACGUAAUUCGUAUGUAAAAGUGAAACACAUGGGUUAAUUUGUUUUUCAUGUAUUUUUUUUCUCUUUUCAUAAGGGUGAGGUUUCCUCGUAUGAUUCGAACCCUCCUUGUUCCUUGAAAAAAUAUCUUCCCCUCGUAUGGACAUAUGUAUCUGUUUGAUGAGAAUCGUAUGCACAGGAACCAAGCCGUGUUCGAUACGCUCGUGUUGAGCGUACUUCGAGGGUGAAUAGGAAAGCACCGUGUGUUCGGCUUUGUUAUACUGUUGCCAUGACGAUAAACAAGUUAAACGAAAGCGAUAUUUUCGAGUAGCCAGCCAGCUUCUUCGUCUACCUCGGUUAUCCUGUCGGAAAGAAAACUGGCGCAGUUUUACAAUAGAAAAUCAAAGAUGGAUUCGCGCGAACGCAGUGAAACGAUGUCAUUUUUCGUCGACGCCGUUCCCGAAGAUUCCUUUUACGAAAAUUUAACAUUAGGUGUCGUCAAGAUACUCGACAAUUUGCCAUGCGUUAAAAAUGUUCGCGUAGACAGGCGUAACGGUUGCGAACGAAACGCCAUUGCGAAUUGGGAGCAACGACACGGCUGCGUGCUGCCAGAAGACGUAAAGAAUUUCUAUGCUUCGAUCGAUGGUUUUCUACUACAGUGGAAUCUCGAGAUAGCGGGCGAAGAAUUUCCGGUAGGGCGAAUGGAGAUAGGCAAGCUGUCGUCUCUAAAACGUUACCUCGGUGUUGGGAAGGAUCGACAACAACAAAGUGUAACGACAACGGCAACGACAACGACAACGACGACAACCACAACGACGUCGAUGACGAGUCUGGUCUCGGGUGAAAGAGGAACCGACAUCGAACCGGAAGUCGAGAUAUUCGUAGGAAGUACAGAGAACGUUGUUCCUGGUACUUCGAAGAUUACCACGACUAAUCCACGUGGUUCGAAACUCUUCGAGAUAGUUAGAUGCUUUCCUACAACAAUAGACGCUAAAGUGUACUUGGCAUAUCCAAGCAAAGUUGAACAAAAGUCACCCGAAAUUUGGCUACAUCAGGAAACUACCGAUAGAUGGUAUCAUCUGGCCGACAAUUUUACCAAAUACUUUCGUAUGAUGUUGGUCCAUCUUGGUUUGCCUGUUUGGCAAUGCUGCGUCGUUGGUUUACCUUUGCCAACUUGGGUCGAGCAAGUCUAUUUCUUGGUCGGGCCUCAUCUUUUGCCAAACACAGUCGAACCAACCGAGACAAUUUCUACUAAUCUAUGGAACAAUGGUCCUACCAAUCUACUAGAUCCUAGCAUUUUCAGGAAUAUGGAAAAUAAGCUAAGGAAUUCAAAAAAGAAGUGAUCUUUUUUCCAUGGGUUUGCUGUCCUCCUUGAUCAUCCCAAUAAAUCUUUCUCUUCUAUUCUUUCGAAAGGGAAAGAAAAAAAAAAGAAAUGACAAAAAUAACAGAAGAGAGAGAGGGAGAAAAAAAUAGAUCGAAGGAAGGAUCACUUGGCGAUCCAUCAAAUGCACGACGCCUACGUCUUCUCUCGAAAGAAAAUAAAAGAAUCGAGCACGCGUAAAAAUGUCUUAGGAACGAAGAUGGAAAGCAAUAUCAUAUCUACGGUGGAAAGGGGAUGGGUGGGAUGGGAUGGGAUGGGGGAUCGAGGUACUGUAGUAAAAGGUGACGUUUGAAAAAAUCAACACCUCGGGUUUUUUUUUUCCUACGUCGAAGAUAAUUUCUCCAAAUACGAGAGAGAGGGAGAGAGAGAGAGAGAGCAAUGGAAAGCUUUCGAUGUUAUCAAUAACUUUCGAGAGAAUAGCAAUAGCUAUAUCAUUGGUAUAUAUGUAGAUAUUGAAAUUGAAUUGGCACACGAUCUCUUCCUCUCUCUCUCUCUCUCUCUCUCUCUCCCUCCCCCUUUUCACUUUAUCUCUAUUUUACUUUCCUCGGUUGUUAUUUAAUGCGCGUUAUUACGGAUAAGCUCGUUAACUCGAUCCUUAAAUCAUCGUCGAAUAUUUUAAAAGGAAUUGGAACGCGUAUUAAAAUGAUUGCGAAAAGAAUUUAACGAUCAACGAUAUUUGUUUUAUCGAAUACAAAAUUUUCUAACGACCUAGAAGAAAGUUAAUAAAAUUCUUAACGUUAUUUAUAUAUUCGAACUCGUAUUAGCAUCGAUACAGUUUUA
This is a messenger RNA of Polistes canadensis, 2456 nucleotides long. RefSeq names its product tubulin polyglutamylase complex subunit 2. The record is from RefSeq and is a predicted model, not a curated record. The coding region runs from base 703 to 1638 and encodes 311 amino acids. Gene Ontology annotation, biological process: protein polyglutamylation. The transcript has 2 exons. NCBI's taxonomy places the organism in Eukaryota, Metazoa, Arthropoda, Insecta, Hymenoptera, Vespidae.